Molecule: messenger RNA, 1176 nt
Organism: Owenia fusiformis
Lineage: Eukaryota; Metazoa; Annelida; Polychaeta; Sabellida; Oweniidae
Source: the annotation of a GenBank genome assembly
CACGUUGUCAACGCAAUCAUUAUUUGAUCCAUACGGUUACUAUUUAACAACGCUAUCUGCCUUGAUUGAGAAAAAUAGUAUCACCACAAAGGGAGUUUUCUGGGAGCAAAAUUGCUGACGUUGUCACAGCACUUCAUUACAGGACUAUAAAAGUGAAGUUGAAAAUUAAUCCUGAUAUUAUUAAGCAUCCGAGCUCUGAUAAGGCGUCUACUGAAAGAGAGGAAAGGGCUAACAGGGAACGCACUCGACUGCAGCAGAACAAUGGUGAAAGCAACAGUGGUACUUUCCUGUUUAACAAUAUUUCUAAAUCUUAUAUUAUGUUCAAAUGGAGUAUUUUUCACAGAAAGUAGAGAGAACGACUUUCCCAGAUUAGGUAAAAAGAGAUCACAAGGAAAUUAUGGGCUGUUUCGUACCAAUGAUAGGGAGAACGAGUUACCUAGAAUUGGUGCUAGAAAAGGACUAUAUGCAGAUCGGGGUGAUGGAGAAUUUAACGCAUUUUCAAAGUUUGACAGCAAUGAAGACGAGCGCGUGUCCCUCAAGGAAUACCAGCAUCAAUUUGAAGCUUUGAAAUUAUUAGAACAAUGGCUCAUGGAUGUGCUCUUUAGAGCUUGGGACAAGAAUGGUGAUGGUUUUCUAACAAGAGCUGAAUUCGACAAAAGGCUGAAGAAGAUAGCCCGAGAAAUCAAAGUAAUUGCAUCACUAUGAUCGUGUUAAUGAUAACAGCCAGUAGGAGGAAAUAACUCAACAAUGAGAACACCUUGAUUGGGCCCUAAGGAAAGACACUAGAUUAUCAACGCCACGGAACUUAGUACUUAAAAAAUGUAAGACGAGUUCACUUACAGACAAAACAACAUUUAAAGGAUGAGGAACAAGUUUUAGGAUCCUUCUCAACGUAUGGCACCAACUUAAUGUUCCAAAUAAGAUGUGCAUGUAUUGUAUCUGCCAAAAAGGGAUGAUAAUUUAAACUUUUAUCUCUGAACAAACGCUACACGUGUAAUAUUCCAAUUCAAUUUUCUCUAUAUAGAACUACCCGUGUCGUAAGACAUUAUUAUUGAGGAAUGAACACAGGGAAAUAAAACUCAUCAUUGCUAUUUGAGUCAAAAUACUUAAUAAUCACAACACUAUGAAUGCAUGUGAUUUUCACUAGGUCAGAUGUAAUAAAAUUACUUUCGGAAA